AUGAGGGGCUUUAGCUCAGGCUCUGCUAUCGUAGGAGGUGGCGGUGGUACCAGAAGCAGUUUUAGCUCCGUCUCUGUCUCCAGAGUUGGAGGAGGAAGAGCCGGAGGUGGAGGAGGAUUUGGAGCUGGUGGUGGCUUCGGCAGCAGAAGUCUCUAUAACCUAGGUGGAAGCAAAAGAAUUUCCUACAGCUCAGUCGGUGGAGGCGCUGGUUUUGGCUUAGGAGGAGCUGGUGGUGGUGGCGGCUAUGGGCUGGGCAGUGGAUUUGGGCUGGGAGGUCCCGGAUUUGGUGGUCGAGGUGGCCCUGGGUUCCCUGUUUGCCCACCCGGUGGCAUCCACGAAGUGACCGUCAACCAGAGCCUCCUGGCACCCCUCAAGCUGGAUAUCGACCCAGAAAUCCAGAAGGUGCGAACACAGGAGCGGGAGCAGAUCAAGACCCUCAACAACAAAUUUGCCUCCUUCAUCGACAAGGUGCGCUUUUUGGAGCAGCAGAACAAAGUGCUGGAGACCAAGUGGAGCCUCCUCCAAGAGCAAGGUCACACAGUCACCAGGAAGUCCCUUGAGCCCCUUUUUGAAGCCUACAUCAACAACCUCAGACGGCAGCUAGACAGUCUUGUGGGAGAGAGAGGGCGGUUGGACUCUGAACUGAGGAACAUGCAGGACAUGGUGGAAGACUUUAAGAACAAGUACGAAGAUGAGAUCAACCGGCGCACCGGUGCAGAGAACGAAUUCGUGGUGCUCAAGAAGGAUGUGGAUGGUGCUUACAUGAACAAGGUCGAGCUGCAGGCCAAAGCAGAUGCGCUGGCAGAUGAAAUCAACUUCCUGAGAGCUCUCUACGAAGCGGAAUUGUCCCAGAUGCAGCAGCAAGUGUCCGACACCUCUGUGGUCUUGUCCAUGGACAACAACCGUAACUUGGACCUCAACAGCAUCAUCGCAGAGGUCAAAGCGCAGUACGAGGACAUCGCCAACCGGAGCCGGGCAGAGGCUGAGGCUUGGUACCAAAACAAGUACGAGGAACUCCAGGUCUCUGCCGGGCGACACGGUGACGACCUGCGUAACACCAAGAUCGAGAUCUCAGAGAUCAACCGGAUGGUCCAGAGGCUGCGAAACGAGAUUGAGAGCGUGAAGAAACAGUGUGCCAGCCUCCAGGCCGCCAUCGCCGAGGCAGAGGAGCGCGGGGAGCUGGCCCUCAAGGAUGCCAAAGCCAAACUGGCCGAGCUGGAGGAUGCUCUGCAGAAGGCCAAGGCCGACCUGGCCCGGCAGCUCCGGGAGUACCAGGAGCUCAUGAACGUCAAGCUGGCCCUGGACAUCGAGAUCGCGACCUACAGGAAGCUGCUGGAGGGCGAGGAGAGCCGGCUUGCCGGAGAGGGAGUCGGAGCCGUGAGCGUCUCCGUGGUCAGCAGCUCGAGGGAGACGGGCUACGGCGGCGGCAGCGGCCUGGGCGGAGGUCUCGGCAUGGGCGGAGGUCUCGGGUGGGAGAAUCUGCCAUUUGGUGGUAUCUCCGCCGAGUACACACAAACACAGAAAAGCUUUCGGAUAGUCAAAGUUACGUGA
Leptosomus discolor (cuckoo roller) is the source of this 1551-nucleotide messenger RNA. Lineage: Eukaryota; Metazoa; Chordata; Aves; Leptosomiformes; Leptosomidae. The record is from RefSeq and is a predicted model, not a curated record.